AAUUAGUGGAUCCAGAGCUACCUGCAGCCCAGCCACUCAGCACAGCCACAGGGAGAGUCAGGAGGAGAGAAGGGGCAGGUGCGAGGCAGCAGCCCUCGCUGGGAGCGGGGAGAGGAGGACCCCUCCUGGCAAGACUCCAGCGAUGUCUGGAAGGAGUCCGAGGCAUCCUUGUCAACUUUCAUUCACAGGACCAAGCCCGUGUGCCGUGCCAUGCAGUGAGAAACAGCUUUGCGCAAAGAGGGAUUUUCCCUUCCCAGAUGCGCUCCUCACCAGCCAGGUAAAGUCACACAGGUGCUCUCAGGGGAACAGAGCUGCUGAAUGACUGUAUGCGAGGCAGAAGUGAGCUGCCUAAACAGAAUCUCAUCGAGGCCACUUGAGAGCAUCUGCACUCGGGACUCAAGGCCGCACUCGGACCCUUGCUGGGCCCGUGGACUGUGCUCGUGUCCUGCUGACCAGCGACGCCUGUGCUCAGGACCCUUGAGGCAGGGCCCAGCACGAGGGGUGGGAGGAGGCCCAGCAUGGGUUUCCAGGCACUGGGGCCACUCAGUCCUUGGCAGUGGCUGCUGCUGCUAGUGGCCCUCAAGGGUGCCAAAGCAACGUCUGAUUUGAACAAACCCACGGAUUCCACGGCCCAGCAGGAGCCUGGGGCUGGGUUUGCUGCUUCGGGCCCGGCUCUGGGUGAGAUCACUGUCUUUGCACUGGACUAUGACUACGUGCAAGUCCCCUAUGAAGUCACCCUCUGGAUCCUUCUAGCUUCCCUCGCAAAAAUAGGCUUCCACCUCCACCACCGGCUGCCAGGCCUCAUGCCGGAAAGCUGCCUGCUCAUCAUCGUGGGGGCUCUGGUGGGGGCCAUCAUUUUUGGCACCGACCACAAAUCGCCUCCGGUCAUGGACUCCAACAUCUACUUCCUGUACCUCCUCCCUCCCAUUGUCCUGGAGAGCGGCUACUUCAUGCCCACUCGGCCCUUCUUUGAGAACAUCGGCUCCAUCCUGUGGUGGGCAGGCCUGGGGGCCCUGGUCAACGCCACGGGCAUCGGCCUCUCCCUCUACCUCAUCUGCCAGAUCGAGGCCUUCGGCCUCAGCGACGUCACCCUGCUGCACAACCUGCUGUUCGGCAGCCUGAUCUCCGCGGUGGACCCGGUGGCCGUGCUGGCUGUGUUCGAGGAGGCGCGCGUGAACGAGCCGCUGUACAUGAUGAUCUUCGGGGAGGCCCUCCUCAACGACGGCAUCAGUGUGGUCUUAUACAAUAUACUAAUCUCCUUCACAAAGAUGCACAAGUUCGAAAGCAUAGAGCCUGUCGACAUUUUGGCUGGAUGUGCCCGAUUCAUUAUUGUGGGGGUUGGGGGAGUCUUUUUCGGCAUUGUUUUUGGAUUCGUUUCUGCGUUUAUCACACGUUUCACUCAGAAUAUCUCUGCAAUUGAGCCGCUCAUCGUCUUCAUGUUCAGCUAUUUGUCUUACUUAUCUGCUGAGACCCUCUACCUCUCAGGCAUCCUGGCCAUCACGGCCUGUGCGGUGACCAUGAAGAAGUAUGUGGAAGAGAACGUGUCCCAGACAUCCUACACGACCAUCAAGUACUUCAUGAAGAUGCUGAGCAGUGUCAGCGAGACCCUGAUCUUCAUCUUCAUGGGCGUGUCCACCGUGGGGAAGAACCACGAGUGGAACUGGGCCUUCGUCGGCUUCACACUGGCCUUCUGCCUGGUCUGGAGAGCCAUCAGCGUGUUUGCUCUCUUCUAUGUCAGCAACCGGUUCCGGACCUUCCCCUUCUCCAUCAAGGACCAGUGCAUCAUUUUCUACAGCGGCGUCCGAGGAGCUGGCAGCUUUUCGCUGGCGUUUCUGCUGCCUCUGUCUCUUUUCCCUAGGAAGAAAAUGUUUGUCACGGCUACUUUAGUAGUUAUAUAUUUUACUGUGUUUAUUCAGGGAAUCACAAUUGGCCCUCUGGUCAGAUAUCUGGAUGUUAAAAAAACCAAUAAAAAGGAAUCCAUCAAUGAAGAGCUUCACAUCCGUCUGAUGGAUCACUUGAAGGCGGGAAUUGAAGAUGUGUGUGGGCAAUGGAGCCACUACCAAGUGCGAGACAAGUUUAAGAAGUUUGAUCACAAAUAUUUACGGAAAAUCCUAAUCAGGAAGAACCAGCCAAGGUCCAGCAUCGUUUCCUUGUACAAGAAGCUGGAAAUGAAGCAAGUCCUUGGGAUGGCGGAGACCGGGGCCCUGAGCGCCACAGCCUUCUCCAGGCCCCACCAGGCCCAGCAGACACAGGGAACCAAGAGGCUUUCCCCUGAAGACGUGGCGUCCAUGAGGGACCUUCUGACGCACAACAUGUACCAAGUGCGGCAGAGGACACCGUCCUAUAACAAAUACAGCCUCAAACCCCGAGCAGCUGAGAAGCAGGCUAAAGAGAUCCUGGUCCGCCGCCAGAACACCUUGCGCGAGAGUGUGCGGAAAGGCCGCAGCCUGCCGUGGGGAAAGCCGGCCGGUGCCAAAAACAUCCGCUACCUCUCCUUUCCCUACAGCCAUCCUCAGCCAGCAAGGAGAGACGGGGAGGCUGCUGCACGCGAAGAUGCGGACAGCAGUGAUUCGGAACUCUCCUUCAUCAUGUUCAGCGCACACUCUCCAACACGGUCGCUUCAAGAGAGACCACGGACACAACAAAUAACCACAAGGAAGAGUUUAAACAGAGGAGGGAAGCCGUCCGGCUCUGGCUAUCAAACAAGUCCAAGCCAAGAAGAGCAUGUUGGCCGGAGCAAAAGGGCUCUGAGGCCCAAACCGCUGUUCCACACCGUGGAUGAGGAGUGUGGAUCUGGAGAAGAGAGUGGGGAAGAGGCCUCAGCCCCGGGCGCCAGACAGUCGGCUGAGCACAGGAGGGAGCGCCGCAGGUCUUGCAGCCCUUUGCUCCGAAGGAAGUAG
Molecule: messenger RNA, 2900 nt
Organism: Myotis daubentonii (Daubenton's bat)
Lineage: Eukaryota; Metazoa; Chordata; Mammalia; Chiroptera; Vespertilionidae
Gene: SLC9A4
Product: solute carrier family 9 member A4
Biological process (GO): potassium ion transmembrane transport; sodium ion import across plasma membrane; regulation of intracellular pH
Cellular component (GO): plasma membrane
Molecular function (GO): potassium:proton antiporter activity; sodium:proton antiporter activity
Source: RefSeq, a predicted model, not a curated record